Messenger RNA from Melanaphis sacchari, 1513 nucleotides. RefSeq names its product spondin-2 (gene mspo). Lineage: Eukaryota; Metazoa; Arthropoda; Insecta; Hemiptera; Aphididae. The transcript is spliced from 8 exons. Bases 154 to 1377 code for a protein of 407 amino acids. The record is from RefSeq and is a predicted model, not a curated record.
GACGAUGCGCGACGGUUAGUAAACUUUUGUCCAUGGUCUGAUCGACACGCUUGUUGCCACCGCUGAUACUGUUUCGUUCACCUAUCCUUCCGUCUGUCAAUGCAUACUAUUUAAUAAAAUUAUUGUAGACAAGAAGAUAACGCCAUCACUGUUAUGCAAUCCGUCCGACGGUUAUUGGCGUGCACGUUUGUCGCGAUCGCUGUGUGUCGGUGCAUCGGCGCCCCGUCGUGUUCGCCGGAUAAGUUAGCCAGGUAUCGCGUGGUGGUACGUACGUUCUGGACUCGUGACCGGUUCCCAAAACAUUUCCCUGAAUGGAGACCACAAGCCCAGUGGAGCAAAGUCGUUGGCAGAUCACAUUCUAGAGAUUAUACCAUGUUUCGAGAAGGCACGCCAGCAUCUGAAAGUGUUCGUAUGUUUGCCAAGACCGGACGUAGUGACAAACUGGAUGAUGGCAGUGGUGAAGGUUUGAAUGGAGUGAAUGGUGGAGCAAUCGAAGAUAUGGUACUGAACACAUUUAUAGCGCCUAGCGUAUCGACAGGAGCUGCUUGGACUCAAUCACAGUUCUUCGUAGAUGGAAACCACUCUAGAGUGUCAUUGAUGUCACGCAUGAUUCCAUCUCCAGAUUGGUUCAUUGGUAUAGAUUCAUUUGAUUUGUGUGUGAAUGGUAACUGGCUCGACAGCAUCACUAUUGAGGCUGAUCCAAUCGACGCGGGAUGUGACAACGGCUUCACGUUUACAGCGCCAAACUGGCCCACCGAUCCACAGGGAAUUGUAUACCGAAUAAAAAGCAACUAUCCAUCACACCCUGCCAGCUCUUUCUAUUAUCCACAGUUCAAUCGAUUGCCCACCAUAGCGACUUUUCAAUUUAUAAAAAUCAAAGAAUACGAACAGUCUUUGAAUGGCAGAGGACAGGCUUCAGACCCUCCGGUAAAAAUCGAAGAAAGCGUCAUUAAAGUUUUAAAUGGUGACAGCGAUAGCGAUCGAGAGGUACAAUUGGAAAUGGAACAACAAAGACGAGAACAAGAGUACAAUAACUAUAAAAGUAUUGGUAAUGAUAAAAUAUCGGUUUCCAACGUCACAUCGUCCAUAUCAAUACCAAAAGGCAAUAAAGAAGCGUUGAUGAAUAGUAUUUUGGAUAACUACCAUGUUCGAAAACAUAGGAAAACUCACAAAAAACCAAGGUACCGGGAUUGCCGAUUAGGCGUCUGGUCUGAAUGGAGCGCAUGUAGCGUGUCAUGUGGCAUCGGCGAAAUGCAGAGACGCAGAGAAGUGAUAAAACACCCAAGAGGAGCAGGACGGCAGUGUCCACCAUUAUUGCAGACCAAAUGGUGUGGGAGUGCCAAAGACUGUCCCCCACAAACACAUUUUGAGUGUUAAAACCCGAAAUCCAUCGAAACUAGUUUUAACUAGUCAAUACUAGUUUUCACAAAUCCCUUUAGUCACUUCUAGUUUUAACUAGAAUUCUAUAUAGAAUCGGAUGUAAGGAUGGAAUUCUAGAAAAACUUUAUUGUAG